AUCUCAUCUCUGUGGCAAACGAUUCAUACCGGUUUUAUUGGACCAUUAGUUUUUAGUUUAUUCGAACCAUGUGGCGACUGGUUUGGUUUCUUCUCUUGGUCAUCUUUCCACAUAUGUUUCAUCAGCAGAAUUUGACAAAAAACCAAAAUGAUGACGGUGACCAACCACAAACGAGAAUCCUCAACCGGAAACUUAAUCGAUAUCCUCCUCAAGAUUACAAGGAUUACCAAUCGCUUUACCGACCACCAUGCUUUGACGUGGCCUGCGCUGUCGACGAAUCUUAUCCUAUAGAUUUUGUUGCUUCAGUGGUGGCCAAUCACUUGCCACUGGUUGAGCAGCUGCAUUCCAUGUUGUACCGCUACCCAGCAGAGAAGUUGAUUCUGAUCGAAAACUCUACAGAUUCUUACAGGCUUAAAGGCAAUUUUGCAUGCGAAUCGGAUGUGGUUUGGCUGAAACUUGGCUGGGCCCACGACGUCACUGGCCGGAACCUCUUGGUUGUAAACACGCCUCGUUACCCCCAGAUUCAUCGUCUUGAAACGUGCAGGUACGCAGAUAAACACUGCGAGUACUUGCCACCCUGUUACCGAUCCAGGUGUCAGCAAAGAUACACUCACAAGCAUAUGAUAGUCAUCGAUCCAGCCAAACUGAGUAGUGGACCCUUCGUCGAUCUUUUACCGCUGCCAUCGUCCUGUUCUUGUUUUGUCGACAAUUUCGUCUACUUUUAAACGGACAUUUACAUUUUAGCUAUUACAGUGAAUGUUUAUUUUUAUUAUCAUAUACCUGUGAUGGUUUAAAAAAAAACUAAAUUUACCACGGCUUUUACAAACAAGAAACAAAGAAGAAAAAUAAAUCACGUGGGGCAAUGAAUCGAAACCAAUACUAUCUAGUGCGGGGCAACGACAGCCAUUGUUUUACAAAUGCUUUGGUAUUAUGUACAGGCAAUGUAGCGUGCUCGCAGUUAAGUUGUAUACAAACACAAUCAAAAUGAUGAAUGUGAAGGGCAAAAGAAAAACUAGGUCAAAAUUAACCAAAUAUUAAUAAUACUUCCUUUUCAUAUCAUGGUAUUUUGUUUCGUUUUUCUAGUUGCCUUCGUGUCCUUAGCAGAAGUGGUUUUCAAGUCAAUUGUAGUCUGCUUCGAAGGUGUUUGGGGAUAAGUUUCUAAGAUAUUAUUCUAGCUGCAGGAUUUUAACAUUCGAGUUUGCUCGCUCGCUUAGUUAAGUUUUUAAAUUACUGUACAAUCCUCUAAUGGUGUGCAUCAGCAAUAAAAUGGCGCAAGCGAUGGCUGCUUCUACGGUAACAAGGUGCAAUGUGCUUUCACAAUGACCAGCGUUGUCAUCAUCAUUUGAUUUUCUUUCUAUUCUUGCCUGAUUGAAGGGAAAGUAAAAAAAUAUCGUUUGUUAAAUAUGGUUAGCUGCAAACGUUAUUGUUGCCCAUUCGCGAUUAGGAACGUAAACGUCAGAAUAAAAAUAAUAAUAAUAAAUGGUACUUUUUAGCGAAAAAAAAAUCUAAAUGGUAAAUAAAGGCUUUGCUUUUUUGUGACGUUGGUGGUUGAUGCCUACUCUAGGUGAAUUUUGCUAACGGCACUUUUAGUAAAUCCUUUGAAUUCAGAAUGUCGGUUGUCGGAAGAGUUCUGC
Molecule: messenger RNA, 1634 nt
Organism: Daphnia magna
Lineage: Eukaryota; Metazoa; Arthropoda; Branchiopoda; Diplostraca; Daphniidae
Exons: 6
Coding region: 69-725 (218 amino acids)
Biological process (GO): central nervous system formation; innate immune response; regulation of Toll signaling pathway
Cellular component (GO): extracellular region
Molecular function (GO): Toll binding; growth factor activity
Source: RefSeq, a predicted model, not a curated record